UAUAUUGCUUCUGACCGCUGGUUGUUUUGCGACUGUUUGUGUUGACAGAGUCAUAGUUUGUGAUUUCUGUAUGUUUGGCACCUUUUUUAAAUGGCUAAAUAAUAUUUUUUGUAUCGUCUCAAAUGCAUACUUAUUUUUGCUAAUUUGUCCAUUGCCUCAAAGAACUACCUAUCUACUUAAAACCUAAAGCUAAUUAAAAAAGACGUCUGGAGAUUUCCAUUACUCGUUGGAUGCUGCAGGAAGUGGGUCCGUAUGUAGUAUUAAUACACUGACAUCUUACUAUAGUAAUGAAUUACCCAGUCAAUGCCCUGUCAGUGUAGCUGUUUAUUGUUUUCCACCGGGUUUUUGAGAAGACGUUAAAACGUGCUCCGGGAAUGGGACAUGGCUGAGUCCGAGACUCAGCUGAUGUUGAGUGUCGGGUUGAUUGAGAAGGAUGUCAAUGCGGACACGCUGUGGGUGUGGUGUUACCCUUCAGUAAGCGCUGAACUGCGUGAUGUGCUCUUGAGAAAAUGUUGUCUGACACUGGACAGUCUAGUGCUGCACACAUUUGUUUUUGGACAGUACUAUCGGACUUGGUACUACAUCAGCACCGUGGAUGUCCAGGAGCCCACGGUCCUCAAGAAGGUUACACAUUUUUCUGUAGUUAUUACAGCCAAGGAUUUCAACCCUGAGAAGUAUGCUGCUUUCAGUCGUGUUCUGUGCAGGAUGUACGUCAAGCAUGGUAAUCCAGUAAAAAUAAUGGAGGGCUACAUUGCUGUCCUAACCAAGGGUAUCUGCCAAAGCGAUGAGAAUGGUUCCUUCCUCAUCAGGGAUUAUGAUGUCAGAAAAGCCUACUUGGCCGGAUCCAUAAAAGAUGUAGUUUCUCAGUUUGGGAUGGAAACCAUCAUCCUGUACACAGCGCUCAUGUUGAAGAAAAGGAUUGUGAUCUACCACCCUCGUGUUGAGGCUCUGUUGGAGUUCACAAGAGCACUUCCUGCCUUGGCAUGGCACCGAAAAGACUGGUCCAUUCUGCACCCGUACGUUCACCUGGAGGACAGGGAGCUGGAGAGCCUAAGAUCAUGUACAGGAUAUGUUGCAGGCUUCGUGGAUCCUGAGGUUACCAACAGAUCAGAUCUCUUCGAUGUUUUUGUGAAUCUUCCAGACAGUGAAAUUACCAUUUCUCAACAUGCCAAAGAGGCAAUGGCGAUGGGAAAACUACAUAAGGAGAUUGGUCACUUUAUCGUCCAGUCCGCAGAGGACACAGAUCGUGCAGAUGUCCAAGUUAUCAAGGAUAUCUCCGUGAAGACCAAGGAGAUCCUCAAUAAUUUGGUAUCUCUUGCUGAGGAAGGGCAAGACGCAAAGUUGACUCUGGAGAUGCUAAAGCAGCGACACUUCCCCCCAGCAACUGAGAAUUUCCUCUUUCGCUUAGCUGCUGCCGAGCAGCUCCUGAAGAUUUAACCGCUCAUUGCGCUCCGGGAACCGCUGAGAUUACUGCUAAUACUGAAAAUGAUUGUGACCAUAUGUAAUGUGUAAUUGCAAAAUUGAAUUUACAAAGUGUGUUAUAAAGAUUGUUAUUUUCAAGGAUACAGCAUGUGCCUCAGACCUGUUCAGACAGGAAUAUGACACGGCCUUUUUAGCUGUGGCCAAGACCCUGUCUGCCAUCAUCUAUGUCUCUCUUCCUUCGGGAAGGUGCUUCUUUUUGUCGCUCUGACCUGAUGAGUGCAAAUGGUGUGGAUGGAUUUGUUUAAUGUCGAAGAUGGCAUGUUGAGAUUAGGGUGUGAAAGGAAGGUGAUUCAUUAGAUGCCUUUAAAAAUUAAGUUGGCUUUGUUUGCUUAAAUGUUUCAAUUAACUGCACAAAUCCUCAAAUUUUAUCAUUUAAUAAAAAGUAUUAUUAACAUGAACAGAGAAAUUACUAUAUUGAUUGUAUGAAAUAUAAAUUGGUUCUGAUUUUGAUUCUCA
This is a messenger RNA of Electrophorus electricus (electric eel), 1938 nucleotides long. RefSeq names its product DENN domain containing 10 (gene dennd10). Gene Ontology annotation, biological process: regulation of early endosome to late endosome transport; protein transport. Gene Ontology annotation, molecular function: small GTPase binding; guanyl-nucleotide exchange factor activity. Lineage: Eukaryota; Metazoa; Chordata; Actinopteri; Gymnotiformes; Gymnotidae. Gene Ontology annotation, cellular component: late endosome. The record is from RefSeq and is a predicted model, not a curated record.